This is a messenger RNA of Paramuricea clavata, 639 nucleotides long. NCBI's taxonomy places the organism in Eukaryota, Metazoa, Cnidaria, Anthozoa, Malacalcyonacea, Plexauridae. The record is from the annotation of a GenBank genome assembly.
AUGCCACCAACAUCGACACCAGCUGAUGACAUACCAGUAACAGUUUGUCAACAUGAUCGCGAAAGAAAAGACAAAAUAAAGUCUUACGCUGAUGACCACAACCUAGCUUCAUCGUCCGACGUGAAAAAGGGAGAUACGGUGCUUCUCCGUCAACCUCGGCAAACAAAAUUGUCGAGGACCUAUGAUCCGAAGCCGUACAUUGUCGAAGAAAAGAAAGGGCCCAGUGUGCUACUGAAACGACCCUUUGAACGACAGAUUAUGAGAAAUGCAAGUAUGAUACGUAAGAUUCCUGAUGGAAAAGACGUCGCGAAUACUAAGAAAAGAGGACUCCAAAAUUGCGGACAACAGGUCAGCGAAGAGAAGAAACAUGAAAAGCAGAACGAGGUCAGUAUAAGACCAAAACGGGCUAGACAGCCACCGGACUAUUACGGACAGUGCUGAUUGAACUUAACAAUAAUAUUCGUUUAUAUUAACUGAUUUCUUUAUAUUUAAUAGUCCAAUAAGACUGGUUGUGUUUCGUAAAUAUUAGACAAGUGCAUUGACACUAACUCCAGGUAAAAGGAGGGAUAUAGCGUCCUGUGACGUAAGUAGUAACGACAGGAACGCUGAGGACAUUAAUGAUGCUUGGGAGUAUUAUGG